This is a messenger RNA of Talaromyces marneffei, 879 nucleotides long. RefSeq lists its product as uncharacterized. The record is from RefSeq and is a predicted model, not a curated record. NCBI's taxonomy places the organism in Eukaryota, Fungi, Ascomycota, Eurotiomycetes, Eurotiales, Trichocomaceae. Gene Ontology annotation, cellular component: cytoplasm. Gene Ontology annotation, molecular function: carbonate dehydratase activity; zinc ion binding. The coding region runs from base 1 to 879 and encodes 292 amino acids. Gene Ontology annotation, biological process: cellular response to oxidative stress; cellular response to carbon dioxide. The transcript has a single exon.
AUGGCUUCCCUUCCAUUGCCCUUCCGAUCACUGCUACGACCUGUCUUUGCUGAAAGCAAUCCAUCUGCCGCUGUUGUUUCGCGACAUGGCUAUCACCGCCAACAACGACGCUCUUGUCAUCACAAACCACAUCACAACCCACAUCCUCAAUCCCAAUCCUGUCAUUCCUCCUCAACAUCUUCCUUGAACAGCUCCAAAACAACACACAGAAGCAAAACCCAGGCUAAUCACUUCUCAACCACUUCGUCAAACCCAACAGACAAACUCCAAUCAGGCCUCGAAUUUAACAAAUCCCACUGGGCCCCUUCCUACGCCGAAAAAUUUGGCUCUCUAGGCAGUGGUCAACAACCUCAAAUCCUCUGGAUCGGAUGCUCCGACUCUCGUUGCCCCGAGACCACCAUCCUCGGUCUGCAGCCCGGUGACGUCUUUGUACAUCGCAAUAUCGCCAACAUCAUCCACGAGGGAGACCUGAGUUCCUCAUGCGUCAUUGAUUUCGCCGUUGGCGCACUCAAAGUGUCGCAAAUAGUUAUAUGUGGGCAUACCUCUUGCGGUGGCGUGAAUGCCGCUCUUGGGGAUUCAAAGCUCGGGGUAUUGGAUACUUGGCUCCUGCCACUACGAAAACUGCGCUCUCGGAACUUGCCGACGCUCGAAAAACUAGAACCCAAAAAUGCGAUUGUGAAAUUGGCCGAACUCAACGUGCUGGAUGGAAUGGUAAAGAUUAAGGAGAAGUCCGUGGUGCUUGAAGCCAUGGAGCAGAGGGGACUCAAGGUGUCGGGACUGAUUUAUGAUGUUGCGACAGGACUUUUGAGAACUGUAGAUGGUGUGGAGGAGUCGCAGGAUGAGAUCAAGGCGCGGUUGACGGCAUUUAAGACAUCUUAG